Molecule: messenger RNA, 4290 nt
Organism: Anarrhichthys ocellatus (wolf-eel)
Lineage: Eukaryota; Metazoa; Chordata; Actinopteri; Perciformes; Anarhichadidae
Gene: rftn1a
Product: raftlin, lipid raft linker 1a
Exons: 10
Coding region: 1004-3109 (701 amino acids)
Source: RefSeq, a predicted model, not a curated record
ACGCAGUAUUGAAAGAAUAAUGACUCUUAAUUGCUUGUUCUUUGCAACAUUUAAAAAGACAGAAUGUACUGUCUCAAGACAGAUGAGGUAUGAAAAUGUAUCGUAGAUGCUGCCCUUUGUAACCUUUCGAAAUGCACGAAACAUGCAAUCAAAGCUGUAAGUCACCAAACGUACACACACACACACACACACGCACUUACACACCAGGCUUAAUGUCUGUCUGUUAGGAUCGUUAGCCGAGUUAAUGUCUGUGCACUUGGCCCAAUGGGAGUUACAGUACUGUGGCAUUCUCCAUGCUCCCUAAACAGAUCCAGAGAUGCAGAUAUAGACCUGCCUCCGGGGAAGACAUAGGCACACACACUCGCACUAACAGACAUGCAGAUGCGCACCUCACUGCGUGGCUCUUACAAGCCGUGACAGACGGGGAUAUUAGGCGCAAGUGUGGUGAUGGUUUGAGGGUGCCGACGCUGUCACAUCUGAUUAGCUUGACAAUAUUUCGCCCUUUUUUUUCUCUUGUCCUUUACCCCUCCUCCUCUCCUUUCUACCCUCCACCCAUUUGUCAUUCCAACCCAACUAAUAUGUCUCCAAAACCACCGCUCCACUUCUUGUUUUUCUUUCUAUGCAGCUCAAAUAUUUGGGUGUAAAUUGCCUGUUGAAAUUCAGGAGGAAGGAAAUUUCAAGGACUCUCCAAAUUGUGUUUUCAAUCAGCUACCCUUGAGGUUUACCUACCGGUCCUUACACAGUCUGAACAAUAGUCUUACAAUAACAUAGAUUUCUUUGGGCUUCAAGGCCACCCUUGGAUCAACAUAUAAAUGGGUUAGCAGUAAAACAUGUUUAGUGUCUCUCCGCUCCUCUCCCCGUCUAUCUAGUCUCAUGUCGCUUUGCUUGACAGGGCAGGAAAUCAGUCUCAUUUCUGCUUUAAUUUGUUCUGAUCAAACAUGUCGCUCCCAAUCAGCCCUAUUUGAUUAGGAGAUGCCCGUAUCACAGCCCACCAAGCAGAGACAUGGGGUGUAGGCUUCCUAAGUUGCGGAAGGCAGAAGAGAGGCGAAGCCCGGGCAAUAUAUACUCCACCCUUCGACGGCCACAGGUGGAGACUAAAGUGGGCGUGGCAUACACCUACCACUUCCUGGAUUUCCUGUUGGGGAAAGAAGAGGUGCCGGUGUCAUCGGUGCUUUGUCUCUCCUCGGUCAGAGAGCUACCGGUUCAGGUCCGGGAACUCUACGCGCAGGGUUUCGUCCUGGUCGCCGUCCACCCGUUUGUCCAUCCCUGCGGCCCAAGUCACGCCCACAUCCAGCGCCAGCUGCACCGGGCCGUGCUGGUCCGAGAGACGCCAAGUUCAGAGAAGAGCCAACUGAGGUGGGCAAGACAUCGUCUGGAGACAGAUGUAUGCGUGGCAGGUCAUCAGGCUGCUGACCCAGAGGUGAUCCAGAGCUAUGUCAAGAGGAUCCAGGAUGUAGCAGAGCAAGGAGUGAUGUUUGUGGGCUUUCUCCAGCAGCCGGGUGGAGGACCCAGCUACUUGGGGCACUGGGAUCCUGAAGAGCUGUCCUCCUUACAUUCAAGCCCUUCACCCAUACAUCGACACCCCUUCAGCGCCAACAACAGCCCAACGGACCCCAUAGAACCACAUCAUAAUGACGCAGAACCUGACCAUCACCCCUUUGAACCUCAAGAGUUCGAUCAUGAAGGUGUAGAAAAUAACACACAGCACCACAAGCCAAAAGAACCGGACUUCAGCCCGCUGAAACCCAUACAGGAGUUAGAGCUUCACCGAGAAGAGUCCAGUGAGCAAAUCCAGACCUCACAGAUCAGCCUCAAAGAGUCACUAGAAUCAACAAACCAACCCCAAAAUCACAGCAAACCCAGUGUAGACACAGUUCAGCGGGGUUUAAAUCAAAACCCAACAGACGCCCAUAGGAACCAGGGGUGUCCCAGCUCUCCAGAAGCUGCUGGUAUAAUCAGACAGAUUCUACCAGACCUCAAAGAAUCCACAGAGAAACGUUUGAACCUUUCCAACCAGAGAGACGGACAAAGUUCAAGCUCCGACAGCUGGCCCAGCUCUCCAGAACUGGACGGAAACCACAAAAGAAAGUCCAGCUUCACAGAUGGGCAGAGCCGAUUGACGACGCACAACAACAACCAUAUCCGGCUCAAGAGUUCAGAGAAAGAGAAGAAUGCAACUUCACCACCAGCGCAGGGUGGGAUGCAGCUCUUUGCCUUGUACAACCACACAGGGGAGCUGAACACUUCUCUGAGGUUCUACUCACUCAGGGUGCCACUGUUGGUACAAAAGGAAGCCGGGCUAAUCACGGAAGUUGACACGCACUGGCUCGACCACAUGACUCAGCAUUUCACCAGCGGUGCGCACCUCGUCGACGGGUUUUUCCACCUCGGAGAUGAUAACGACAAUGGGGUUUCAUCUGUGGAUAGUGUGUUCAUCUUCCAGAGCUCUGCGGAGGAGACCGCAAACGCCUCCUACGAUGCCAUCGUGGUUGAGCAGUGGACCGUUGUUGAUGGUGUCGUGGUGAAGACGGACUACAUCCCCUUGCUCCAGUCUCUGGCUCCGUAUGGAUGGAGGCUGAUGUGUGUGUUACCCACACCCAUUGUCAAGACAAACAGUGACGGGAGUUUGUCGACCAAGCAAAUCCUCUUCCUUCAGAGACCCGUUUUGCAGCGCAAGAGAAAAGACUUCAAGAUGCUGAACCUCAGGGGUCGCAGCAAGGCGAAGAAAAAAUCUACUGGAGAAACGCAAGAAGAGAGAGAGAACAUGUCCCCACUGAUGGAGACAGAGAUGGACAGGUUGAGAAGAAACACAAGAGAGGAGGAGGAGGAGGAGGCAGAGAGGAGGAAGAGCAGGGACAGCGGAAGGAGCGAAGGAGCGAGCCUUCAGAAAGGUGGAGAGGAGCUGGAAGAGGACGCAUGGCAUCAAAGGGGCUUCUCGUACCUUUCAGGGAGCAGGGCUUCUGUUGAGGAAGAGGAAACAGACAUUGAUAACAUCCCUCCGCAGUCGGAGAGAUGGACAUACGUGUGUCAGAGGGAUGAUGGAGGGGUCAAGGAGGAGCUGAAGACGGAGGAGCGCAUCAAACAGCAGCUGUUUUCCGGCGUCUGUUGACACAUUGGGCACAAAGCAGGCGAGGAGGAGCCGAGGCCUGAAAAGUUUACAAAAAAAUAACUUUGUUGAUCUGGAUUUUUGUUUUUGGUCCAACCCAGAUGUGGUCGGUCAUACCGUUACUAGUCAUCGUGUGCUGUUACCUUCGCUUCAGUCUGCUCUGUUGCGAGUCUUUGAGGUUGUAGCUCCCGUGUUUGGGGAAGUGUUGUGCAGUUCUCUGCUUUGGGUCAGUGUUGCUAUUUGAUGUAUCCUUAUAUAAAAAGAAACUAAUAGAGUACAACCUAGAGCAAGUCUCCAGUCCAAGCAUUUGGUGUUAUUUUCUUGUAUUUUACUUCUUUCUUGUAAUAGGACUGUUAAAAAGAGAGUACUGAUUUCAAGGGGCUCACUGUAUUUUUAUACGUAAAGUAUAUUAUUUCAAAUAGAGACAAGAGGGGGAAAAGUUGCCACAGGGUUUGGUAGUAAAUUGCAUUAGAGCCUGACUGAUACACGCAUUGGCCAAUUAUAGCUUAACACAGAGAUGUGUAUUGGUAUCAGCUUAAAUAAUUAACUAUGAAAUUGCAUUACAGAAAUUGGUCUUGAGUACUGUACUGUAUUUUUUCAAAUAUUUAAUUGAAUGCACUCUCGAUCACAACUUAGACAAACAUUUUUAAUAAGGAUCCCUUAAAUGUGGUAAGAAAAAUGUAUUGCAGUUAAAAAUUCUCUGUUGGUAUCGGGCAGCCUCUACACCGCAUUGAGAUAUUAGAUGUUACAAUUUAUUGGUCUUAAACAUUGAAGGCUCAGUUCAUUACAUCAUUAGCUCUAGUUGAAUCUAGACAGUUUUGGUUUUCUUUGGCCAGGUUUGUGGUGCUCGUUAACUACAUGAAACCAAAACCUCUCUUUCCAGAAGUGAUGUCCCAGAUACUCCUCAGAACACAGUUCCUAUAAAAGCUGAUCACAGUAAGGUCUGUUGAUGUCCAUGAGAGUAAUGAAGCAGAAUUAUCAGACCGAUAUCUCAAACGUUGGAUACAAGAGAAAAAGAUUUUUGUAAUUUGGGAGAACUGACCUUUAAAAAGGUUUCUUCUUUGGGAAAGAAUGUGUAAAUUAGAAUCAACUAUUUAUUACUUAUUCCCUGGACCACCUGUGACGUGUCUCAGUAGUGUAACAUGCGAGUCUUUAUAUGAAAGCAGAGGCCAAUAAAGUGUUUG